AUGCGGACUGUGGAAUCGGUGCUAGCCUAUCGCAAUAAACAGAAGGAAAAACUCCGCCACGAUUAUGGGCUGACACCUCAAACUGGGAGCCAAAUACUGUUCAGAAGACACCUGUGCCACAGGCCGAGUGGACAGGGAAGGCGGAAGACCAGCGCUCAGACAACUGCGACAGAAACCGGCUGCGGCCGCACUGCAGCAGGGCAGAGGGUGCCGUUAAUGAUGGCCAAAAGGGGAGAACGCCAGCUGCAGUUGGAACAGCUGUUCAUCACUUUGCACAGAAAACGUGGGAAAAGUUUAUUUUCAACAAUACACGAGAGAAGAAAUGAUUUACUUGGAUUAAACAGCUAUAGAAAGACAAGAUUGGACCCAAAAGGCAUGAAGUCCAGUCCUGUUAGGUCAUUAAUAGUUCCAUGGAGUUCUGAAAAUGGAGAUUCUACAUUUUACUUUAUUUUAUGCAGGAAGAAAUUAAACAUAGAAAAGCAAAUAAAGGUAAAUAAUUUGCUUCAAGUAAGAAACCAGGAUUUGGACCAAAGUAGUCUAGUUUUGGAGGCUUCACUCUUACACACUACACUCUACAACCUCUCUGCUGGACUUAUGCACCAGAAAAUGAAGAAAACACUUACACUGCACGAGCACACUGUGGAAUUUCUCACAGGUUCUCUUGCUGAUGGAAUUUUCGGCCAUGCAGAAAACAAAGAAUCGUACUGUGAGAAUUCCCAAGUCAAACAGCCUGGCUUUGUAUUCCAGUUGUGUGCAACUCACCCAUUCUGUAAAUUUUUUUCAGUGUAA
Fukomys damarensis (Damara mole-rat) is the source of this 789-nucleotide messenger RNA. RefSeq lists its product as uncharacterized. NCBI's taxonomy places the organism in Eukaryota, Metazoa, Chordata, Mammalia, Rodentia, Bathyergidae. Bases 1 to 789 code for a protein of 262 amino acids. The record is from RefSeq and is a predicted model, not a curated record. The transcript has 5 exons.